AUGAAGACAUUUUCCGUACAUUCCAGUUUUCCCCAACUGAUAUUGUUGAGCUUCAAUAUUCAGUUCCAGGUUGUGAAGUCUGUUCUGCGUAAUGAUCGUGAUUUCCAGAUGCUGUUUUGCUAUGCUAGAAUACAUAGGCUAGAGUGUGUUGAUAUUUCAGUUUUAAAGAUUGGGGGAGGUUGUAGGAGAAACUGUUCACUGGAUAGUGGUUCGGAAGUUAUUGAUGAAGAUGAUUAUUUGGGUGAUGCAUUCAGGACUGAAGUUCACAAGACGUAUUUGUCUGAUGAGUGGAGUUCUUAUAUUCAUAAUGUCGGGGAUAAGUUUCAUGGCGCUGCUGAGCUCCAUGAAAAGCUUAGGAAGUAUGCAAUUGCAGUUGAUUUCGAGUUUGUAUUCCUGAGAAAUGAUUUGGAUCGUAUUCAUGCAGUCUGUGCAAAUGUUGGAACUGAAGGUUGUGAUUGGCAUCUUCGUGCUUUUUCAUCAUCUGCCAAUGAUUAUAUUGAUAAGUACUUUCAUGUUGAUAUGUUCAAGAAGAGCUACAGUUUUCCUAUCCAUCCGAUAACCAAUGUUGAUAUGUCUUCUUCGGAUUCUGCUUCUGAAUGUAUAUUACAUCCCCUUGCGAAGAGGCCCCCCGGGAGGCCUAGGGUGAAGCGGUUCAAGUCGGUUGGAGAGGUUGAAAAGAAUCUGAUUCGUUGUGGUCGUUGUGGCAAAAUGGGCACUCAUAACAAGUUGAGCUGCACUGAACCUCUCGUUCAGCAGUAG
Molecule: messenger RNA, 759 nt
Organism: Rosa chinensis
Lineage: Eukaryota; Viridiplantae; Streptophyta; Magnoliopsida; Rosales; Rosaceae
Exons: 2
Coding region: 1-759 (252 amino acids)
Source: RefSeq, a predicted model, not a curated record